UUACGAAGUAUUAAAUAUCCCCCGACCCCGUACCAGCCAAGCGUCGGUAUGACGCUAUAACCCACGUGUAGUCCCAUUAUCAAUAUGGCUACCACUCCUUACCUAUUUGUGGAUGUAUUUCUCGAUAUCUCGAAAGAGAUCAGCCUCUCACUCCUGUUCAUCUGUUCUAUUGUGCUCUUGGCUUCCUUUUACUGGUUAUAUCGUAGACCAAGCCUCCCCAGUAAAGUUAAAAGGACUGGACCGCUCUCAGUUAGAGUCCUUUAUGCUUCUCAGACUGGUACUGGGAAACGUUUUGCUGAGCAGUUAAUGAGUGAGAUCAAAUUAAGAGGUUUUCAUUGCUCAGUCUCUGAUGUCAGCCAUAUUGAUCCUGACGAGGAAUUCACCACCCCAGAACUCUCCCCUCGUAGUCUGUAUGUAUUUUUAAUCUCGACUUAUAGUGAAGGGUUUCCGCCUGACUCCGCCCGCUGGGUUUUCCAGUGGUUAAGAGAGUCAGUUGACGACUGUCGAGUAUCAAAGUCCCUUCUCUCUGGUCUGUGUUUUGCCGUGUUUGGGUGUGGCAACUCACUUUAUAAAGAUCAUUAUAAUAUGGCUGCUAAAAACCUGUUUGACUGGUUGGUUCAGUUAUCUGCUAAGAGUGUCUGCCAGUUAGGACUGGGAGAUGCCAACGUCUCUCAGAGUGAACACGGAGGUCUGUCAAACGAUUUUGCUGCUUGGAAGAAUCAAUUUUUGGAGUCACUCGAGAGAUUGAGGAAUGAGUCUGAUGAGAACAGAACCAAAGCCUCGGAUCAUAACUCAAAAUUUUAUUCUAACCAGAAUGGGAAUGAGUCCAGACAGGAUGGGUCUGAGUCUUUGCGUGGCGUCUCGUAUGAAGAAGAUUUAGAUGGUAGCAGUACUGAUGACGAGGGGGUGGGGUCAGAAGAUGAUGUGGUUGAUGUUGAAGAUAUCGGAGAUAUGAUGGUUAAAAUGAAGAAAGCUUCGGCUGAUAAUAAGAGACAGAAUGAAAAGAAGAAAAGAGAAAUGGUGACACCUGAAAUCAGACAGUCACUGACAAAACAAGGGUAUCGUAUCAUUGGCAGUCACUCUGGUGUUAAAUUGUGCCGCUGGACGAAAUCAAUGUUACGUGGGCGUGGCGGAUGUUACAAACACUCCUUUUAUGGUAUAGAGAGCCAUCGCUGUAUGGAAACCACACCCAGUCUUGCCUGCGCCAACAAAUGCGUGUUUUGUUGGAGACACCAUACUAAUCCUGUUGGUACGGAAUGGGUAUGGCCCAUGGAUGGUCCCGAGAGGAUUGCACAGGAAGCACUGGCUAACCAUUAUCAGAUGAUAAAGGAAUAUAGAGGUGUUCCAGGUGUAAGAGGAGAGAGGCUAGCUGAGGGAAUGAAGGUCAAGCAUUGUGCUCUCUCGCUGGUGGGAGAGCCCAUCAUGUAUCCAGAGAUUAAUAAACUGAUUGGGUUACUACACGAGAAAAAGAUCUCAACAUUUCUAGUCACUAAUGCUCAGUUCCCUGACGCUAUAAGAACACUAAGUCCGGUCACUCAGUUAUAUGUUAGUGUUGAUGCCAGUACUAAGGAGAGUCUUAAGAAGAUUGAUCGUCCGUUGUUCAAGGACUACUGGUCCCGCUUCAUUGAUAGUCUCAAAGCUUUAGCUGAUAAGGGCCAGAGGACCGUGUAUAGGUUAACACUGGUCAAGCAGUGGAACACUGAUGAACUGGAAGGAUAUGCUGAACUUGUGUCCCUAGGACAACCUGAUUUCAUUGAGAUAAAAGGUGUGACGUAUUGCGGUGAGUCCAAAGCCUCUUCCCUCACAAUGGCUAAUGUCCCAUGGCAUGAUGAGGUACUAACGUUCGUCAAAGAGCUAGCCGAUCUCCUCCCUGACUAUGAAAUGGCGUGUGAGCACGAGCACUCAAACUGUGUCCUCCUUUCUCACAGGAAGUUUUUCAUUGAUGGGAAGUGGCAUACUUGGAUUGACUAUGACAAGUUUCAUGAACUAAACACUCAUUAUAACGAUACUGCUGGUUCAAAGUCCUUUACUGCACUGGAUUACAUGGCGGUUACUCCCAGCUGGUCUCUCAUUGGUUCAGCUGAAAGAGGUUUUGAUCCUGGAGAGACAAGAUGGACUAGGAAGAGCAAGAGAAAGGCAGAAAGUGGCUGCUAAUGGAGGCCUACCUUUAGCUGAUUAAAAGUUUGUGCGGUGAAGCAGCUAUAGGUCUGAUUCAACCAGAACUAUGUUCAUCCACUGAUAGACACUUAAUUUUUUGUCAUUAUUGUAAUUUAAAAUGAAUCAACAUCAUAAUUUCUAAUUAAAAAUUUGUUCCAUAAAGGGAUUUAUAAUUAUCGUAAUAAAAAUACAA
Molecule: messenger RNA, 2350 nt
Organism: Amphimedon queenslandica
Lineage: Eukaryota; Metazoa; Porifera; Demospongiae; Haplosclerida; Niphatidae
Product: S-adenosyl-L-methionine-dependent tRNA 4-demethylwyosine synthase-like
Exons: 16
Coding region: 85-2154 (689 amino acids)
Biological process (GO): wybutosine biosynthetic process
Molecular function (GO): 4 iron, 4 sulfur cluster binding; catalytic activity; FMN binding
Source: RefSeq, a predicted model, not a curated record